AUGGGAGAUGAAUUAAUUAGGGAAAGGCUUGACAGAUUCUUGGUGGGAGACACGUGGAGAUUUAGGAACGAUGCAGUUAUGGUUCGGAGGUUAACAGAGAAUGGAUCCGAUCAUGCACCUCUUUCACUCGAUAUUGAUCCACCAAAAUGGAAAUCAAAGAGGUGCUUCAAAUUUCAAGAAAGGUGUUGCGAGAUAGAUGAAGUGAAGAAUUUGAUUUCAGAGGCUUUAAGUACGGUUUUCCAAGCUUCACCAAUGUUUUGCCUAGCCCAAAAGUUGAAGCUUUGUCUUCACCGAAUGGUUCAGUGGCAACAACAAAUCUGUACCAAUUCUAAGAAAGAAAUAGAGAAAUUGACAAUGUUGAUGGAGCAGCUGCAUGAAGAAGGAAACCAUGGGGGUAAUGAGAUUAUAGUGCUGGAAAAUAGAUUGAAGGAAACUUUGGGGAGAGAAGAGAAGUAUUGGAAGGAAAAGUCGCGAUGCAAGUGGCUUAAAGAAGGUGACAAAAAUACGAAGUUCUUCCACCAUAAAUUCUAA
Arachis stenosperma is the source of this 531-nucleotide messenger RNA. RefSeq lists its product as uncharacterized. Bases 1 to 531 code for a protein of 176 amino acids. The record is from RefSeq and is a predicted model, not a curated record. The transcript has a single exon. Lineage: Eukaryota; Viridiplantae; Streptophyta; Magnoliopsida; Fabales; Fabaceae.